AUGGACUUUAGGGAACCACUCAAGAGCCCUCUGCUCAAGAGCAGGCCGGGCUCCUCUAGAAAACGCGAAUCGUUCAAGGAAAAGAAUAACAUUGUCAUAAGAAAAUCCUGGGACAAUGACACGGGGCUCAACACCAUUACGCCCACCAGCGGCCUCGACCUGCUGAUCCGUCAUGCGCUCGCGCGGAGCAACACGCCGGCCUACUUUGACGAGCACGGCAACCCGGUGCUGCCGCCGGCCUCGCCGCUGCGGCGGUCCAUGCAGCCGCUCGAGAAUAUCGCGGACCGGAUGCGGCAGAAGCGCAAGUCGUGGUACGAUGGACAAGACGAAGACGACGAGGACGGCGGCGAGCAAGGCAAGGGAGUCGUCCCGUCUCGGCUGCUGGCCUUGCCCACGGAGCUCCAGUUUCUCGUCAUCUCGCACCUCGAGCUGAGCGAUCUCGAGAGGCUCCGGCGGACCUGUCAAUACUACCGCUUCCUGCUGAGCCCCGAAUAUGUCCGGGCACUUUUUGGAGGCAGGCGCAAGCUCGCGUGGCAUAUGACGGGGCAUUGCCAGGAGUGUCUCGAGUCACCGGGCCGCGACAAGCUGAUUCUCCAGAUUGCACCACCGCCAAGAGCGAGCAACAAUAACAGAGACACCACCAACACCAUCAUCAACGACAACAACAUCACCAUCAACGAUAACAACAGCAUCAUGGACGACAACAACAUCAUCGACGAUAAUGACGGCAAUCUUCGUCCUCCUAUUUCACGUCGGGAAAUCUACCUCCCCAGCAGUAAAUGCUUCACCUGCAGCGUACGCGACCGCGAUCUAAAGAUUGGCGUCCAGUACCAGCUGGCCGACGGCGAAGGGCUCGGCGCCUGGGCCUGCCGCUGGUGCGGGUGGCCGGUCGCGUUCCCCUCGAGCAGAUACCAGUUUCACAUUGCCUGCUACGACCGGUAUUAUAAGGUCCUGUGGAGGUUCAUGUACCUGGGCUUUGCGCAGCUGACCGUGGGCAUUGUGGCGGCGGCCUUGAGUCUGGUCUACUUUCGACGGGAGCUUGUCGUAUUUGUUCCGACUGUGAUCAACUUCGUCUUGCUCUGGAUUUGCUUGACAUUUCUCGUGUUCAGAGGCAAUCGCAUUAGGACAUACCACUGGGUCGGCAUCCUUGAAUUGAUUAUAAUGUCCUUGUGGAUUCCGCCCAUAUACACCGUAUCUCAAGACUUGAAGAGGAAUACUAGCGGGAAAACCUUUGCGAGUUCCAUUGCCGUUUUGACCUUUGCUGCUAUUAACAUGCUAUUUAGGUUGUUGAAUGUCAUCGGCAACGUCUUCUUGAUGCUCCACUACGACAUGACCAGGCAUUAUGUACCAGAAAUGACCAUCAAAGAUCGACUGCUGAAUUUCAUCAUGACGGGUUUGAUCUUUUGGACGUAUCCGCAGUCUGUGGAGCAGAGAUACCCGCCGCAUUUUCACUAA
Molecule: messenger RNA, 1455 nt
Organism: Pestalotiopsis fici W106-1
Lineage: Eukaryota; Fungi; Ascomycota; Sordariomycetes; Amphisphaeriales; Sporocadaceae
Exons: 3
Coding region: 1-1455 (484 amino acids)
Molecular function (GO): protein binding
Source: RefSeq, a predicted model, not a curated record